Messenger RNA from Actinia tenebrosa (Australian red waratah sea anemone), 3964 nucleotides. RefSeq lists its product as uncharacterized. The record is from RefSeq and is a predicted model, not a curated record. Gene Ontology annotation, molecular function: ADP binding; protein binding. Lineage: Eukaryota; Metazoa; Cnidaria; Anthozoa; Actiniaria; Actiniidae. Gene Ontology annotation, biological process: signal transduction.
GGAGUAAAUGACACAGUCCACACAGCAACGUUCCAAAGAAACUUUGCAAACAUUCUUAUCGUACUUGAAAAGUAUGACCAGGCCCUUGUGUUUUCGGGGAAAUCGUUCAAAAUACGAAACGCGCUCCUUGGUAAGCACCCAGAGACCGUGAGGAUUCUGUACCUGAUUGGGGUCAUUCAUGAACUUAAAGGUGACUAUGAAGCAGCCCUAGGAAGUUAUGAAGAGGCUUUUGUAAUGGAGGAGUCUUUACCUGAAGACAACCACAGUGUUGUAAGAAAAAGAAUUUGUGAUAAACUUAAAGGAAUGUGUGAGGACCUGGACGAGAAAGGCAAACUGGAAAAGUAUGGACCAAAAAUGGAGAAAAUUUGCAAGGAGAUGGACGCUGAUGCUGGAAAGAAGAAGGAUACUGAUGCUGAUCCUCAUCCUGGAGAGGAGACCGCAGACGUAAUAACACUAGACGACAAAGGAGGAUACUAUGAUUUCUCAAGCGACUUCUUUUUUCUUGAAGUUCCACGCAAUGCCGUGAACACACCAGUUAAAGUCAAAUACAAAGUUGACCCUUGUCGCUGUCAACCGCCCAUGGCAGGAAUAACUACGAGUUAUAGUUAUUUCCUGGAAUUGACUUCCAGUAAGACUGUGGAACUCAAUGAGCCUAUCACUGUGACUUUAAUGCAUUCUGGACCUGGAAAAGAAUAUGGUUAUAAAACUACUGUUAUAGCCUUCAAUCAAGAUGGAAAUGUAUGGGAAGAACUAAGAGGCGAGGAGGAGGGAUUUGAUAAAACUACGGGRAAAAUGACAGCGGUUGACGUCGUUCCURAAACAUUCGACUCGCUUUUAGGUAACAUCUCUAAGUUUGUUCMAGCCGAAGCAGCAUUUAUCAUCCAUCAACUGCAAAGACUUUAUCCAUCCAGAAAAGACUCUUUUGAUAACAAUGACUUAUAUAGUGCCUUCAAACAACUAUACAAGCUGGGAGCGAUCGAUAAAGAUGGAGAUCAGAAAAUGAUGGAAAUAUUGGUAAAGAAAACAGCAAAGAAGGACGAAAUUUUGAAGUYUAUAAAUGACUACAAACAGGAAUCUACUUUGCCACGCAAAGAUGAUUCUGUCGGUAGAGAAGCUGUCGYGAAAGAGAUUCGUGACUCUCUGACAAGUGAGGAUGCCGUUUCUGCAGUCAAUCUGUAUGGAGAAUCAGGAGUAGGAAAGACGACAUUGGCCAAAGUAGUUUCUGGUCUUAUGGAAGAUUUUGAUAUGCUAUGGAUUGAUCUGAGAGACAUCAUAAAUGUAGAAACUGUUUAUUUUUUUGUUCUUUAUGGUCUUGGCUUGACCUCAUGGGACCGUGAGGCGAAACGAAUCUACGAUCAUCUUGAAAAUAUAUCGGGAAAAACUCUUUUUGUUUUGGACAAUAUUGAACAGUUCUUUGAGAAUGAGGAAGGACAGAUACUCAUGGAAUUCUUAUCGAGAAUUAUCAACUCUUUAGCAAGCUAUGAGGGAAAACUGAAAAUUAUUCUUACGUCAAAGGACAGUGUAUUUGAACAAUCUCUAAAAGAGGAAUCAUCGACGACAGAUUAUAAAGUGAAGGAAUUUGAUGAAAAAAGUGCUAAAGAUUUGAUGACAAAAAGAAUCAAGAACGUUGUAGAUGUUGCAGAUGAGGCCCAUGACAAGGCAUUGUCUGAAAUAGCUGAUCUUUGCCGUAACUUACCAUAUCUUCUUCAAGGAGCAGAGCAGCUGAUGAGGGAAAGUUUCACUACUCCUAAAGAAGUGCUGCGAAAAAUAACUACACAGCUCGAAGAAGCACUUUUUGAUUUAAAACAGUCACUUGCCAUACACAGGAAGGUCUACGGUGAUCAUACUCUUACUKCAAGGACAUUAAAUCUUAUUGGAAAUUGCUACAUGGAAUGUGGUAAGCCAAAAGAGGCAUUGACGUUUUACCAGCGAGCUAUGGACAUGAAAAUCAAACUUGUUGGUGGUGAGAAACAUUUCGAUAUACCAACAUACUACAAUCAGCUAUCACAGGUCUACGAAACACUUGGCAAGGGCGAAAUAAAAACGUCAUCUGAGAUAUUUUGGAGUUUUCAAAACUUUGCCAACAGCAUUUGGGAUUCGAUUUCUCAAAAAAAAAGACAUGAUUUAGAAAAGGCCACUGAAUUCCUAGAGAAAGCAUUAAGCCUUCAAAAAAAACUUGGAGUAAAUGACACAGACGACACGGCUACGUUCCAAAGGAACCUUGCAAACAUYCUUAUCGGACUUCAAGACUAURACCGGGCCCUUSARUAUGGUCAGAAAUCCUUGAAAAUAAGAAACAAGAGCCUUGGUAAACACCCAGAGACUGUGAGGAUUUUGUACCUGAUUGGGAUCAUUCAUGAGUGGAGAAACGAUCAUAAAGCAGCUCUAGCAAGUUAUGAAGAAGCUUUUGUAAUGGAGGAGUCUUUACCUGAAGACAACCACAGUGUUGUGAGAAAACUACUGUGUGACAGACUUGAAGCAAUGUGUAAGAAACUGAACAAGAAAGACAAACUGGAAGAGUAUAGACCAAGAAUGGAAAAAUUUCAAAAGGAGACUGACGCUGACGCUGGAAAGAAGCCUGAUGCUGAUGCUGACGUUGCUGAUGCUGAUGCUGAAACGGGAGAGGGGACAGACGUAAUAACACUAGACGACAAAGGAGGAUACUAUGAUUUCUCAAGCGACUUCUUUUUUCUUGAAGUUCCACGCAAUGCCGUGAACACACCAAUUAAAGUCAAGUACAAAGUUGACCCUUGUCGCUGUCAACCGCCCAUGGCAGAAAUAGCUACAGAUGUUAGUUAUUUCUUGGAAAUGAGUUCCAGUAGGCCUGUGAAACUCAAUAAGCCUAUGUCUGUGACCUUAAUGCAUUCUGGACCUGGAAAAGAAUAUGGUUAUAAAACUACUGUACUGGCCUUCAGUCAAGGCAAAUACGUUUGGGAAGAACCAGAGUUAGUAGAGGAAGAAGCAAAAGGAUCACCAGCAUGCAAAACAGAUUUCAUUCGAGUGCAGAUCAGCAAGCUGUGUACCUUAGCAGUUGUAACCAGACUCAUCACAGAUCGAUUCCAAGUCACGCACAAAGGAUGUGUUGUCAGGUCUUCUGUGUGUGGUGAUGUCACGAUUGAGUUCCCCCAAGGAGCUGUAGCCAAGACCGUGGAAGGAACCAUGAAGUUAAUGUUGAUGCCUGAAAACAAAGAUGCAUGUUCUAUACUUUGUAUGGAUGGCUUUUCAAGUAUUGCCUUUUUAAAGUCUGUUAUCGUAAAGAUGCCCUUGCCAAACAACACAGCAGAAUACUCAACAAAAGACAUUCGGCUUCUUCGCUUGGACGAUAACAGAUGGGAAGAUAACGAAUGGGAAGAUGUAACAGAUCAAGCAAAAAUUGUAAAGCUUAGGACCCACAUGGAAUUUCGCGUAAGAAACUUCUCCUGUUGGUGGCCUUGGAUAUCGAAGGAAAAAAUACAAUCUGCUUCUAAGAUAUUUCGAACAUUAUGUUUUGGGCGUCACGUCUGUUUCGCUGCCUUCAAGGACACUGACGACGACGCACCUUUGUUACCAAAGUUAACGUUAGUGUGUGCUGAAAACCACAUGGAAGAUAAAAUCUUAUCUAAAAUGAAAGGUCAGGGCUAUUCCAAACUUGCAAUCACUACUAGUGAUCAGAAAAUGACACCAAAUGAUAAAGCCUACCCGAAGGUCAACGGUGCUGACAUGAGAAUUGAAAGGUUUUUUCUAAGUUUCUUGAGAGGUCAAGUCUGUAGAAAGGAGUUAACUGUACGUGAUACAAGACAAGAUCAAGAGAACCACGAAGAACUAGUCAUUCGUUUUUUCCCGAACCCUGAAGAAAACCUGGACCAUUUACUAUUGGGUAUUCUCCAAAUGAGCAAGGACAAGGUAUUUUCGAGAAGUGGCGGAGGGAAUCAAAGAACCCCACUGGCUAAAGAUAUUCCAUCGCCUCCGAUAUGGUCAACCAAAG